AUGGCGGCCAAACCAAGCUCGUCCAUACUCAACUCGUUCAAACUCAUCCAAUGGACCUGCUUUGCCAUGGAAUCUUUGAUAUUCGACGAAUUGCGAUGGGGCAUGAUCUUCGACCCCACCUACUCGGACAAAUCUCCCUCACUGCAGCUGUACGAACCCACGAAAAGUUUCGCCACCAACUGCGACAUGAUGGAGAAAAAGCUCAAGGCACUCAGCUGCGGCCUCGCAGAGGUCGUACAGUCAUCCCGCAAUAUCAAGUUCCAGCUCCCUGGAUCUCGCACAGAGACCGUACCGUGCCGUGUUGUACAGGUCAUCCAUCACACCGUCAAGGAUUUCUUCAUCCAAGGGGGUUUGUCAACUCUGCAAAGAUCUCAGGAUCCGACCAGGACUGAGACCAGUGAGGCAGAUCUGGAAGUCACCGCACAUUCCCAGCUGUCUAGGACUUGCAUACGCUACUUUUCAUCGAGAUCAUACAGUUAA
Diaporthe amygdali is the source of this 480-nucleotide messenger RNA. RefSeq lists its product as uncharacterized. Bases 1 to 480 code for a protein of 159 amino acids. Lineage: Eukaryota; Fungi; Ascomycota; Sordariomycetes; Diaporthales; Diaporthaceae. The transcript has a single exon. The record is from RefSeq and is a predicted model, not a curated record.